Lethenteron reissneri (Far Eastern brook lamprey) is the source of this 8421-nucleotide messenger RNA. RefSeq names its product tigger transposable element-derived protein 1-like. Gene Ontology annotation, cellular component: nucleus. Lineage: Eukaryota; Metazoa; Chordata; Hyperoartia; Petromyzontiformes; Petromyzontidae. Gene Ontology annotation, molecular function: DNA binding. The record is from RefSeq and is a predicted model, not a curated record.
CCCACUCCGUGAGGAGCUGCAGAUGCGAGUGAUGGCUCAGAGCACUUGCCCCAAUAGUCUGCUACAGGCUACACGGGGGACCUUUGUCUUUGUGUGUUCAUAGGCGCUGCUGCUACUCGCUAACAGCACUUGCCCCUGCAGUCUGUCGAGGCUACACGGGGGAUCUUUGUCUUUGAGUCGUCGUGAUUGGUAAACGAUGCAUUUGACGUUUGGAACGUCGUUACGACGUCAUUUUUACGUCGUUUUACGUCGUUUUUAACGUCGUUUUAACGUCGUUUUUUACGUCGUUCUCGCUACAAAGUCGCCCCAAGAAUUCCUUCCCUCCCCCACCCCCUGGCACCAGAUAUUUUUUUUAUUUUAUUUUCGUUUUUCGCGCCCGCGCUCGAGAAAUCCGACAAGCUACGAAGCUCUUCGCGCGACGGCUGCCCCCAGGGUCGUCGCUACGACCCGCGGAAUGGCUUCAUGCUGUGAUUUCUCCCCCGAUCAAAGAAGUAAAUUAAGACAAUCCAAGCUUUGGGAUUGUGGUCCGACUUUACGAUGAUGAUGAAACGUGAAGAUGCAGAUGCUGGUAGGGUCAUUUGAACAAAAAACCAUCUCGGAUAAUCACACUUCAAGCGUCCGUACAGCAGAAAUUCUUCAUUUGUAUGCCGGAGAGUUAAUCGGCAACAAUUACAGGGGGCGGGGGGGCGGUCCCCUAUAUGCGUCGUCUCGAUAUGCGUCGUUUCGCACUCACAUCGCCGUGGGCCUUUUGAGGAACCCAACGUGAAAUUUCCACCGCAAGCGCGUCGCUUACGCCAUUUCCCCGCUCGGUUUAGCCGAGUCGACAACACGUACUCUAACAAGUCGUAAAAACGCACUAGCGACGCGUUAAAGCGUACUGUAAGACAACUCGUAUUUCGCGCGUGAGCCGCCAUCUUGGCCCCAUCGUGGUCUCCCUCGUUCGCGUUGCACGUGAGCUACGAGCGCUGCUUGUAGAUCGGCGCGCGGACUUUUAUCGCAAAACGCCGACCCCGGCCGCUUCGACGAUGAGUGGCAAGCGUGGCGCCGUCGACGGCGUGGGUGGCGAGCGUCGGAAAAAGCGCAGUAGCAUCGCGCUCGACGUUAAAAUGGAGGUGAUCAAGCGGAGCAGGGAGGGCGAACGCGCGGUCGACAUCGGGCGCCGUUUGAAUCUUCCCCCGACGAGCGUGCGCACGAUAGUGAAGAAUGCCGACGAAAUCGAGAGCAAAGCCAAGCACGUGCUCAAGCAUUCGGAGGUGAAAAUUACACGGCAGAGGAGCGUCGUCAUGGAGCAAAUGGAGCAGUUGCUGGCGUUGUGGAUCGAGGAUCUGCACAGCAAGAACGCGCCGAUCAGCUUAGCCCUCGUUCAGGAGAAGGCCCUGAGCCUGUACGAGGACUUGAAAAGGGAGUUGGGAGAGGCGGAAGCGGCGAAAGAGAAGCCAUUCAAGGCCGCCCGUGGAUGGUUUUACAGAUUUCAGGCACGAUAUAGUUUCAAGGACGUUAAUAUACAAGGAGAGUCGGCCAACGCCGACGCGGAUGCUGCUGAGAUGUUUCCCGAAAGACUUAAAAUCGUUGAAGGAGGUGGGUAUGAUCCUACACAGGUGCUUAAUCAUCUCCAAACGCCUUCGCCAAUCAAGCGCAACUCAUCCACCCCUCGAGGAGCAGUCACGAAGCAAGAAGACGAAGGGAGUCUGGGCACCGAGAGACUGAGGAUUGUGGUGAAAACUGAAGUGGAGCAAGACGCUCCAGAUCUGAACCGUUUAAAAGUGGAAGAAUGCAGUGGGUGGCCAGAGGAGACUGGGAAUUCCCUCGAAUGUUUGGUCACUGCAGACCAGAACUUCAUUGAGGUGGAGUUGUCAGAAGAGGACUUUGGUGGAGUUGGUGCCGCUGCUGGAGAGUUACAGAGAAGUUGCCCAGCCUCCUCGCUUAAAAGCUCCCCUUGUACGAACCACGCGAAAAGGAGUGGUAAACGACCGGCAAGUGACAUUGCUGCCUCGUCGUCGAAGAAACCGAGGAACACCAUCAGUUUCGAGGUUAAAUUGGACGUGCUGAAUCGGUUUGAUGCGGGAGAACGUGCCGUGGACAUCAGCUCUGAUCUUGGCCUGCCACCCACGAGCGUGAGGACAAUCCGUGCCAACGCUCACAAGAUAAGGGAGUACGCUCGAAGCGUGACCACGUUAAACGCUGCCAGGAUAAUCAGGGGCAGGGACAAGGUGAAGGACAACAUGGAGAGGUUGUUAAGCGUUUGGAUCGAGGAUCAAGGACAGAGGAACGUGCCCAUGAGUUUGAUGAUGAUACAGGAGAAGGCCAAGUCACUAUUUCGGGACUUAAAGAAGGAGCACGGUGAGAUUUCAACCAUGCCAAACUUUUCCGCGAGCCGUGGUUGGUUCGAUCGGUUUAAGCGUCGUUGCAACCUGCAUAACCUCAAAAUGACCAGUGAGGCCGCUGUUGUUGACUUGGGGGCAGCAAAGCGAUACCUGGAACAGUUUAAAUUCAUCGUAGAAGAAGGUGGCUAUUCUCCCCAGCAGAUUUUCAACGUUGACAAGACCGACUUGCAUUGGAAGCGAAUGCCUUCCCGCGCGCGCAUCCCCGAAGGGGAAAAGGCGGCCGCGGGUUUCGAAGCCGCUAAAGACCGGCUGACCCUCCUGCUCGGCGGCAACGCUUCGGGGGACGUGAAGCUCAAGCCUCUGCUUGUGUACCAUUCGGAGCAUCCGAGGGCCCUGGCAGGCUACUGCAAGAACAACCUCCCCGUCAUUUGGCGGGCAAAUAAAGAGGCCCGGGUGACGACGGCCGUGUUCCAGGAUUGGUUCACAUCGUGCUUUUGCCCUUUCGUGAGGGAUCACUGUGCCAGAAACAAGCUGGAGCACAAAGCGCUGCUCGUCUUGGACACUGCGCCCGAGCACCCGGCGAACCUGGACGACCUGGCCGAAAACGUGCGGGUUGUCUUCCUGCCGCCGAACGCGACGUCGCCGCUGCUGCCCGUGGGCCGGGUCGUGACCGCCACGUUCAAGGCGUACUACUUGCGUCGGCUCAUGGGCCAGCUGGCCGCUGAGACGGACGGUGUAGGGAAGCCAACGGUCGGGGAGUUCUGGCGCGGCUACGACAUCAGGAAGGCCGUCGAUAACGUCGGGGCGGCGUGGCGCGAGGUGACGCCGGCGCACCUGAACGGCGCGUGGAGGCAAAUCUGGCCCGAGUGUGUCGACGGGUCGACGGGUUUUGCGAAGACGGUGCCAGAAAUUCGACGGGAAAUCGUCGGGCUAGCCAGGCGAGCCGGGUUUGACGGAGUCGACGAGGGCGACGUUCGGGAGUUGCUCGAGUGGCGCAGCGAGGAACCGUCUCACGAAGACCUGCUUCAGUUGAAACGGCGACGACGACGAGCGGAGGAGGAGGAAGAAGACGAAAGCCUCCAUGCUGUAACGCCGCCCCCUAAGCAGCUGACGGCAAAAAGGCUCUCAGAGGCGUUCGGCCUUUUCGAGGCGGGAAUGGACAUCCUGACGGAGGAUGACCCCAACAUGGAGCGAAGCUGCGCACUUAAGUGGGGCUUUGAAAGUCUCGUUCGCUGCUACAAGGAGCUGUACCAGCAGAAGAAGAAGAAGGAGGCGGCAACGGCCGUCCAGAUGUCCCUGCAAUCGUUUUUCGGAGAAGGGCGCUCUGGAAAAGACUCCUGACAGCGGCGCAGAAACAACGCCAGGAAAGUUCCCAGAGAGGAGCCCCUGCAACGGGCCCUAGAAGGAGGGAGCCCGAGGGAAGAGCCAAGAAGAAUCUGAAUCAGAAUAUUUAUUUAUACUGGAGGAAUCCGAUGAGCUAUGAAGCUCUUCUUUUGCACAUACGUCCUAAGAGGACCCAGGAAUUUCGUUCACCCUCGGAUGAAAAGGCAGACAGAUCCUGAAUUUUUGUCCCGAGUACCUCCUCAAAUCCUCACCUUCACCCCCACACCAGGUCUCAAAAUGCAAUCUCCAUCGCCGCCUCUGGUGAGUACUCUGCACUCACUCCGAUUAGCACUGUUGGCUAUGUACGGUGCGAAAGAAGUUCAACAUACCGUCGAUCUUCCAUUAUCCAGCACGCAAUUAUCCGGCUUCCAACAUUAUCCGGCGGUACCGCUCCAAAGGCUGUACCAGUCCGGCGAUCGGCACCAUGUGUGUGACGCAAAAAGUAUCUUUGCUUGAUUUCAGUGUCAAAUAUAUACAGUACGUUGUACACUACAUACAACUUAAGUAAUAAAAAUACUACAUGUAUGUGCACCAUAAAAUGUACAGUGUGAUCCGGCAAAAAGUUGCGUUGUGUAAUUCGCCGUUCGCAUCGGUCCGGCGAUCGUGAAACAUAUGUUGUUGAAACCAGGGCAUAGUAGUUGUAGUACGUACAUCACUCCAUGAUGCAGACUCUUCAAGAUUGGAGUGGUAAGUAUAGUCCAGUAAAUACGGUGACUUUUUACCGUAGCGUAUUUAUUGUUGUCUAUUUGUACAUUUAUUUAUGCCAAUUUCAUAUCAUAAACACAUUUCUAACACAAAACAUAUACAUACAACACCUAAAAACAAUGUUAUGCAAGAAUGUAAAAAAUAAGCUAUUUUAAAUAAUGAUGAUUUGUUGAUUAUCCGGCGUUUUUUGAAAAUCCGGUGCCCACUUCCCCCGCUGAAGUCGCCAGAUUAUCGACGAUCUGCCGUGUUAUUUAUUUUUGUUGUGUCACAUCUUUUUGGGUAUCUCAUGUUAUCUUUUUUGGUACUUGAUAGUUUUUUUUCUUCUGCUUAGUUUUGACCAAAAGAAAAUUUACCCCACGCGAACGCCUCCUAAAUUCGUAUCAUUUCCGUCAACGGUAACAAAAAUACGUUUCAAUUUACUCUAAUUUUUCGUUCCAUAGGUGGGUUUUUAUUUUUUAUUUACGAGGAUGCAUCCCCGAACGUAAAUGGGAGGACUUUAUCAGUAGACUUCAAAAAAAGACACGGUGUUAUUCCAAAGAGCUCUUUCUGCGUGUGAGUUGGCGCAGAACGUCAGUGUUGGACUGGGCACACGAUGAGAGUUGCGCGGCAGCAAACAUUCAGACUUUUAACAUACCUGAAACCCUGGAAGGAACGGCAACUUGGCUUCGCACGUCAGCGUGCAGCUCUGUCUGUGGCUGUUCUUCUGCAUCCACGUAGUUUAGUAGUAGUUGAAUUGAAGGUGGGGGGGGGGGAGUUAACAGCCGACUCGCACCCGCGGUGGCUACAUGUGCUAUGAGGGGUAUAGCCGAUUUGAAUUGGCCUUCCCUCCAUGGCAUUAUUCAGAUUCUCCACAGCGUUACCGUCUGCCACCAAUGAGGAGGUAGGGGGUUGUUUUUGGCGGACAAGCGUGGACUUGCCGUUGACUGGUAUCAGCGGUGUCAAGAUCGGCUUCUGUGGAGGAGGCUCGUGAAGGACGCCACUGGGCAGUUGGAGGCAGUCGCCCUCCAGCAACAAAUGGAGGGCAGAGGAGCGACGCUCACAACAACGGGCGGGGCGCCGGGCGGCUAAAACACAGCAAGUUGGUACAGUAGGGGGCACAAGUGGUGCAUCUGCCAACCCAUGGCACCUGCUGGGUCUGUCCUAUGACCUCCUGCCAGCGGAUAUUCGACACUUCACGUAGCCUUAAAGUGCACAUAGCCUGGCAAAAGUGACGUGGUGACAUCACUGCCACUUAGUGGCGAAUGGCAGUUGUUCUUCUGUGUAGAUUCCUCUUGUCUGAACUUUGCCUGAUUUUCACUCCUUAUGUAGUGAUGAGCGUUACUUAAGUAGGUUUAUAUGAUUGCGUGUGCAUGCGUUGUCACCUUCUAAUUGGAAAGGUGGCAUGGACACCCAACGUGAUGAAACAUCACUGCUUCACUACUGUUCUCAAAUUGGAAAAAAGCAAGAGUACGGUAAAGAUCCUGUGAUGUGAUUUGCAGGAGUAGGUCAUCCUGCACUGGCAUUAUUCAUGCAAACUCCAGGUCGUCCUCGCAGCAGUGGCUUUUUAGCUCACCACAUCGAACACCGCAUCGCGCGGUGCCUUCAGACGCGCUUCCGCGGUCGUCUGGAACGCUCUUCCUUCCGAUAUUAGGAAGCCACUUGGAGCUAUGCCACUUUUAAAUCAUCAUCUAGAUUUACAAACUAAUUUAAUAAAAAGCUGCUUUUUGUGUCUAGUUUGUUGUCCUUCCACCACCCCGCCGCAUCUCAGAUUAGCACUGUUGGCUACAUACAGUGCGAAAGAAGUUCAACGUACUUACAGCCAAUGUGGUUACACCGACUCACCUCGUGUGUUUCUCUGUGUCUAUCUGUCUCUGCCUGUCUCCGUGUCUCUCUCUGUGUUUGUCUCUCUGUCUAUCUCUCUAUCAUUUUAGGACGAGUGUCUCACUCCAUGUGCUUCUGUCUCUCUCACCAUCUCUGUAGUUGAGUCUUGCAUUGUGAAAUCUCGAUUUACAAACUAAUUUCGGUUGUCUAUGUACGACGCAAAAGAAGUUCAGCAUACGUAUGUGAAGACAGGGUGCCAUCUCUUGACCAGGAGGGGUAAUCACGAGUAUGUUUUAUAUUAACCAACUAGAAGAGGGGUGUAACUUGGUAAAAGGUCGGGGUCAGCCGGGAAGCUCCGGGAACCUGCUCGAAGGUUCUAGAAGGGGGCAGUGGCUGGGGGCGUGGCCGGGGGCGGGGCCUGGCCAUGCCGGGAAGUAUAUAGGGGGGACGUGACCGAAGGUUCGGGGCUGUCGUGGGGUCCCGAGUCUUGGCUGCCGUCGCCGUCUUCGCCGUCAUCUCUCUCUUCAUCGUUCGGCCGCGUGGCCGAUCCUCUGCACGGCUCCCAUCGUCGUCGUCGCUAUGUUAGUCAGCCAGCUAUAUAGUUAGACGCCGACGAAGGGGCUGUGUAGAUGGGUCAGCUAUGCAUAGCCGUGUGUAUAUAUUUAUCGCCCAGUGAUUGUGCCUGAAGUGUGAGAAUAAAUAAGAAGCCCUCUACAUGUUGUGUCUCUGAAGUCGCUCCCUACACAUACAUAAAUUAUGGUCCUAAAUUUCAAACUUAGAAAAUUUUCCUGCAAAUGUCUAGAUUGGAAUAUGCAUUGUAAACAUCACCCCCUUCUGCAAAAAAAAAAUUUUCAGUAUCCUCCUGUAAAAGAGUUUAUUGAGACUCCCCCAGAGUCUUUGCCGGAAAAAGAGAUGCAUAAUAAUAAUUGAAAUGAAACAAACUUUAGAAAACAGUUCGUAACUAUAUCUUCACGUAAACAGAAUGUGCCAAUUCGUUACUAGUAUAGCACUAACCAGUGUGUUGCAGAGCAAAUCCAAAAUAUUUACAAUGUAACAAAUUGGCACGUUCUGUUUACAUGACAAACCUUACUAAUUGACUGUCAGGUGGUGGCGGGUUUAACGACACAUUUACGCAAUCUAAAUGAUAUUGGUCGCAAAAGCCUAUGUGUUAAACGGUCAUAACCGUCAGCCCUGAUAUGUAUAGCAUUUAUAGUUGUGAUAAUACGGGUUUAUAUAUAUGUAAAAAGUUAUGCUCUGGUUAAUUUUGCGAAGCUAUCUUUUGACCAGAAAUAAAAUAGCACAGACACUAUGCUUAGGAGUGUGGUUUAAUCUCGGGUGACUUCUACUUAAAGAUGAUCAGGGUAAGGUCCAACUGGACUCCACCAUUAUGUUGUGUACGAUUCCAUGCCAAUUUUAUCCGCUUUGAAUUGACUGAGAUUCAUUUGUUUGAUUACAGAAGUCGGAGCUGAUUCUACAUAUUGAAAAAUUGAAUUCACUUGAGCAAGAUCUGGAAAAAAAUGCAAACCUUUUUUAUUUUUUACCGGUGCCAUUUCUGUCGGUUGUCGUUACAUUUUCCUGCAUCGGUUUGACGGAACUAUGAACUUGUUAUUGUUCAAAUAAAGCGGCAGAAGAAGCGAAAGAAAUGGAGCUCCCUUGAAAACAAAGAUGGACGAAGCAGAACGCACCACCAGCAAGAUCCCCCUGAACAAGCCUGCAAGCGAAGCGGGAAGGCGCUUGACCCUUUACCGCAUUGUGCACGACAGUCGCUGGGACGGGUUUUGCAACGCGCUCGUUAGUUUGAACGCACAUUCUGUGUCCCAUGGGUGGCGAGAGGCCGCGCGUGCGUUCGAGGGCUUUUGGGUGACGUUCCACACUGGAUCGCGCGCUGGCAAGAGAAGCCUCGUGCGUGCAAGGCAUGCGGGAAGGAGCCGUGCUUUACAUAAUGGGUUCGGAGGCACGCGUUGGGACACGCGCUGGCGAGAGAAGCCGCCGCUUGUGCGUGAAGGUUUUUUUUAUCAACGUUAUACAGUAGACUCGAUUAUCCGCGCUAAUGAUGGGAGGACAGCCACGGAUAAUUCAAAAUCGCGGAUAAUCCAAAAAUAUAACUAUUGUCCGCGGAUCUCUAUGCCAAAAAACACUCAUUGGUAUAUGUUUUAAGUUAAGAGAAUUACAUUUUUUUAUGAACAAAAUAAAUAUUCAUAGUAAAGAA